AUGAAUGGGCUUGGCGUCUGUGGGAUUAUUUCUGUCAUUAUUUAUGUGGCAAUCCAUAAUUGGACUUUUAUAAUCAUAUAUGCUUUCUUUUUGGGAUCUUAUUUUAUGCUGUCUGCUAUUCUGACACCUUCAGGGUAUAUGAAAUAUAACACAAAUAGCACUAAAGAGCGAAUUUCUUCUUGGAGUGAUCCUGAUGGUCCUGAGAUUAUUGCACAUCGAAAAAUAAGGAUUUCUAACGCUCUUAGGCUAAUUGAAAAAAUUAAUCAGAAAACAGGGAAAAAGGUCACUAUCACUCAUUUAGCCUGCAAAGCUGUCGGGAUGACUUUAAAAGAAUUCCCAGACUUGAACGGGCAUCUUUCAAUGGGAAAUUUUGUUCCAUUUGAAAAUGCAGAUAUUGGGUGCUUAGUUUCUAUUGAUGAUGGAAAAGAUUUAGCUUAUUUUUGUUAUAGAGAUGCUGGAGAAAAAUCGUUGAUGAAAAUUAUUGAAGACGCAGAAACAAAAGUUAAAUCGCUAAAAAUCGGAGAAGAGAGACGAAAACAUGAAAAGGCAAGCAAGCCUUUCUGACUAAUCCCAUCUUGCAUUGCUGGAAUUGUUAUAGAAAUCAUUUCUUAUAUAGUUGCUGCCCUUGGAAUUCCGCUGAAAUUUUUAAAUACACAAAAAUUUCCUGCUGGCGGAGCAGUGAUAACAAAUGUUGGGAUGACAGGAAUAGAAAUGGGAUAUGCCCCUUUUCCUAGUAUUAUGCGAGUUGGGGUCAUCAUUUUACUUUCUGUUAUACGUGAUGAGGUAACUGUUAUUGAUGGAAAAAUAACUGUAGAAAAAAUGCUCACUUUACUGUAUACUUUUGAUCACAGAUUUUGCGAUGGGGUGUACGCAGGUAAAGCUCAAAAUAGAAUUAAAGAAAUUCUUGAGAGUCCUGAAGAAUUUAUUGAUGUUGAAUAA
Molecule: messenger RNA, 939 nt
Organism: Blepharisma stoltei
Lineage: Eukaryota; Ciliophora; Heterotrichea; Heterotrichida; Blepharismidae
Source: the annotation of a GenBank genome assembly